AUGCUUCCUGGAAUCUACCACAUGAAGUCCAACAAAUCAAAAUUUUACGACUCUACCCUGAACGAGGCCUCGGACAGCUGUUUCUCCGAGAAACAUCAUACCCCUCAUAUCGCAGCGCGGCGCUCCUUGGCCCACGCGUAUAGCAUGGCCAACGUAAAGGCUCUCGAGGGGCAGAUUCAACAAGUCAUCGAUACGUGGGUGACGCGGCUCUGCACGCAUGAGGAGAAGCCCUUCGUACUAUCUGAUCGAGUACUUUGGUUGGCAUUUGAUGUUGUCGGAGUCAUGGUAUUUGGCGAGCCUUUUGGCUUUGUCGAGGAAUGGACUGACGUCCGAUCAAUGCUGGAGCGAUCGAGCAAGUCCAACACCUCCGGCAGAUAUUUGGAGUACUUCAACCUCAUCCCAGCGCUGAGUGGACUGGUAAGGAAAACACGCAUAGGAAGAUUGUUGUUUCUCCCUUGGCCAACGGAUCAGGUUGGGCUUGGCGUGAUGAAAGCGGAGCGUGACGCGGCUUGGGUUAAGUAUUUCGAACACAAGCCUGUGGCUUCACCACACUGUCUUCUCAGUCAGAUACUGGGAAAAAGGACCGACACGAAACCUAACUUUCUGUUGAGCGAUGAUCGAAUCAAGACAGAGCUUCUCAUCGCCAUCCUGGCCGGAACGACUACAACUGCCAGGGUACUCAACUCGGCAUUGAUAAACAUCGCAGCACGGGAAGAAUGCAGCAUGCAGCUUUACCAAGAGAUCUCAGCUUUACCCCGAGGUGGCCGCGAAGUCAACUAUGAGCUCAGCGGGAGCCUCAGCUAUCUCCGAUCAUGCGUAAAAGAAGCCUUCCGCGUCUCUGCUGCCCCCACACAGUUCCCGCGCGUGGUUGGGCACUCGCAGAACGUGGAACUGAAUGGUAUCCGGCUGUGUCCAGGUACCGUAGUGUCUAGCUCAAGCUACAUCAUUUCCAGAAAUGAAGCACUGUACGGUUGUCAGCUUGACAAGUUCCUACCCGAACGAUGGGUUGAGGCGACUGAGGAGGCCACGAAAGCGAGAAAGAAGUACGAUUUUCGUUUUGGAUACGGUGCACGGACAUGCUUGGGCAAGAACUUGGUAGAAGUGGAAAUCCACAACGCGGUCUUUGAAAUUUUUCGCCGUGCAGAUGUCAGGGUGCACGAUCAACAGAAAGGAAUUGUUUCGAUGGCGCUUCGCGAGACCAGAUGUGCAUAG
Molecule: messenger RNA, 1212 nt
Organism: Alternaria atra
Lineage: Eukaryota; Fungi; Ascomycota; Dothideomycetes; Pleosporales; Pleosporaceae
Exons: 1
Coding region: 1-1212 (403 amino acids)
Molecular function (GO): oxidoreductase activity, acting on paired donors, with incorporation or reduction of molecular oxygen; heme binding; monooxygenase activity
Source: RefSeq, a predicted model, not a curated record